This is a messenger RNA of Rotaria sp. Silwood1, 486 nucleotides long. Lineage: Eukaryota; Metazoa; Rotifera; Eurotatoria; Philodinida; Philodinidae. The record is from the annotation of a GenBank genome assembly.
AUGACUAAUCAACAUCGUAAUUAUGUUACAAAUCUUUUCAAUGUAAAUUUAAUUGAUUAUAAUUCAACCAAUAUUUUGGAUGAUGAAUUUAAAAAUUCUAUGGAAAUUCUUAUUGCCGAAUGUAUUGGUACAAUAACAAAGAAUUAUUAUUUGGAAUAUCAACGAUUGACUGCUUUUGCUUUUUAUCCACCUUUGAAUCAAAAACAAAUUUGUGAACUUGCGAUUGAGAAUGUUACUUCAAAUGAUGUACAAAAUCGAAUAAAUGAAAAAGUUUAUAAACAAUUAGAAUCAAUGUUUCAAAAUAAAAUAGUUAAAUGGAACUCAAUAGAUCAAACAAUAGCAAAAAGAUUUGUUAAAAAUUCUGUUCAACAAACUGUUAAAACAAUGCGUGAAAAAUUAUUACAAUGUAUUGAUCAUGAAAAUUUUAUAUGGAAUAUUAUUAUUCAACGUUUUAUAUUGAGUAAUAAUCGAUUAAAAAUCAUCUGA